Eubalaena glacialis (North Atlantic right whale) is the source of this 442-nucleotide messenger RNA. Its product is annotated as NHP2-like protein 1. Gene Ontology annotation, biological process: ribosome biogenesis; maturation of SSU-rRNA; mRNA splicing, via spliceosome. Lineage: Eukaryota; Metazoa; Chordata; Mammalia; Artiodactyla; Balaenidae. Gene Ontology annotation, molecular function: RNA binding. The transcript has a single exon. The record is from RefSeq and is a predicted model, not a curated record. Gene Ontology annotation, cellular component: U4/U6 x U5 tri-snRNP complex; nucleolus; box C/D methylation guide snoRNP complex. The coding region runs from base 21 to 407 and encodes 128 amino acids.
AGACCGCCGAGGUGGACUCAAUGACUGAGGCCGAUGUAAAUCCGAAGGCCUACCCUCUUGCAGUUGCCCACCUCACCAAGAAACUAUUGGACCUCGUUCAGCAGUCAUGUAACUACAAGCAGCUUCGAAAAGGAGCCAAUGAGGUCACCGAAACCCUCAACAGAGGCAUCUCUGAGUUCAUUGUGAUGGCUGCAGACGCCGAGCCCCUGGAGAUCAUCCUGCACCUCCCACUGCUGUGUGAGGACAAGAAUGUGCCCUACGUGUUUGUGCGCUCCAAGCAGGCCCUGGGGCGAGCCUGUGGGGUCUCCAGGCCUGUCAUCGCCUGUUCUGUCACCAUCAAAGAAGGCUCACAACUGAAGCAGCAGAUCCAAUCCAUCCAACAGUCCAUUGAAAGGCUCUUAGUCUAAACAGGUGGCCUCUGCCAAACUCCCUGCUGCUGACU